This is a messenger RNA of Juglans regia (Persian walnut), 1866 nucleotides long. Its product is annotated as G-box-binding factor 1-like. Gene Ontology annotation, molecular function: sequence-specific DNA binding; DNA-binding transcription factor activity. Gene Ontology annotation, biological process: regulation of DNA-templated transcription. The transcript has 12 exons. Lineage: Eukaryota; Viridiplantae; Streptophyta; Magnoliopsida; Fagales; Juglandaceae. The coding region runs from base 538 to 1611 and encodes 357 amino acids. Gene Ontology annotation, cellular component: nucleus. The record is from RefSeq and is a predicted model, not a curated record.
GGUUGCUGCUUCGUCACAAUCUCUAUAACGUGGACAGCUGGAUUCCUCUUUCCCUCUCACGUGUCGCUCUAGCCAAACCCUAACCUUCGUUCCCUCCCACCACCGCCCUCCCUUACAAUACGACCCCGCCACGCCGGAUCCAGUCCCUCGCCGUACGAUCUAUACUCAUCACAAACAUUAACGACGACAACCCCGUACAUAACAUUAACAACAUAACAGCUUCCUCAUUCCUGUCCUGAGAGACAAGGGAGACACCGAAAGCCGAAAGGGAAGGCUUUCUACGCCGUACGUGCGUGCAAUCUACGCCGCACAGAUUGGCUUCUCAGCCUCUAAAAUUUUCGGCCGUUGAUUUAAAAGAAAAAUUAUAAAAAGAAAGUAUAUACAAGAAAGAAAAAGAAGGGGGCUGUAUCCCAGUUGGACAUCCACCUCACCUUUCUCCAACCGCCAUGAGAGCAGGUGCUUCAUAGAUUUUACUGAGGAUACAAGUGAUCUGGUCAUUAACUUAGGCACUUGAAAGGAUUUUCUGAAACGACCUCAAUGGGGACAGGGGAAGAGAGCGCACCUCCUAAGCCUUCCAAAUCAGCUUCUUCAACUCAGGAAAUACCCACAACACCUUCUUAUCCUGAUUGGUCGAGCUCUAUGCAGGCUUAUUAUGGUCCUGGAGCUACUCCACCUCCAUUUUUUGCCUCAACUGUUGCAUCUCCAACACCCCACCCCUAUUUGUGGGGAAGCCAGCACCCUUUGAUCCCACCAUAUGGGACCCCAGUUCCAUACCCAGCUCUAUAUCCUCCAGGAGGAGUUUAUGCUCAUCCUAAUAUGGCCACGAUCCCAAACUCAGUACAGACAAAUGCAGAGUUGGAAGGGAAAGGACCUGAUGGGAAGGACCGAGUUUCAGCUAAAAAACCCAAAGUAAUUUCUGGAAAUUCAGGCAAGGCUGGAGAGAGUGCAAAGGCAACUUCAGGUUCGGGAAAUGAUGGUGCUUCACAAAGUGCUGAAAGUGGUACUGAGGGUUCAUCAGAUGGAAGUGAUGAGAAUAAUGACCAACAGGAUUUUGCUGCGAGUAAGAAGGGAAGCUUUCACCAGAUGCUGGCAGAUGGAGCCAAUGCACAAAAUAACACUGCUGGGGGCAUUGUUCAAGGUUCAGUUCCUGGGAAGCCCGUGGUCUCCAUGCCUACAACUAAUUUGAAUAUUGGAAUGGACUUAUGGAGUGCAUCCCCUGGUGGUGCUGGAGCUACAAAAGUGAGACCAAAUCCAUCUCCAACGAUGAUUGGAUGCGAAGGCGUAAUGCCUGAUCAGUGGAUACAGGAUGAACGAGAACUGAAAAGACAGAAGAGGAAGCAGUCUAAUAGGGAGUCAGCUCGGAGGUCAAGAUUACGAAAACAGGCGGAAUGUGAAGAACUACAGGUGAGGGUGGAAAACUUGAGCAAUGAGAAUCGCGCCCUCAGAGACGAGAUGCAGAGGCUUUCUGAGGAAUGUGAAAAUUUUACAUCCGAAAACAAUUCCAUCAAGGAAGAAUUGACGCGAAUUUGUGGACCAGAUGCAGUCGCUAACCUUGAACGAAACAUCACCGCAACAGUCGUUCAGUCUGAUGAUGGUGAUGACAACAGUUAGUAACCAUCCUAUGACAGAUGACUUUGUAGUCAGAAAACAGAAUUUAAUUAAACUCCAGGAAGUAACGACAUUGGCUCUCAUUGAGCGUGGAACAUUUAUUUUUCUUACUAAUCUUAUAGCCUUAACCUCUUGUAACUAUUAACUUUUAUGAUUCUAAACUGAGCGGAUACGUUGAUGACUCCAUCUGUACUGUAUUGGACUGUUGUGAAGAAAGUUUUUAUCAUAUAGGAGAAUUCCACGGCAACUGUUUAGAUA